Colletotrichum paranaense is the source of this 705-nucleotide messenger RNA. RefSeq lists its product as uncharacterized. The transcript has 4 exons. Lineage: Eukaryota; Fungi; Ascomycota; Sordariomycetes; Glomerellales; Glomerellaceae. The coding region runs from base 1 to 705 and encodes 234 amino acids. The record is from RefSeq and is a predicted model, not a curated record.
AUGCUUAAUUUUGGAAAGGUGUUGAAACAGACUUCGCACAUUUACUCAAAAACCAAGUCGUUUACCAAUCUUUACAGCUGGAUGAUCUGGAUUUUACUUCUUGCUAGUCCCACUCAAGCGAUUAUCGACUGGCUCUUCAUUAUUGGACACAUUGUAAAAAGCCCCGGGUUCAGCGCUGCGGAUAUCUUGCUCUGGGUAUUUCAAACGCAGCUUACACCUCAAAUCAUUGCGAACCGACUGGGACUUAUCAUAACAGAUAAGAAGAAAGUCAGGGUCAUGAAAUGCGCAUUGCUUGUGAUUAUUGGCAUAAUGAACGCUAUUGUCAUCUGCAUGAUAUUUCUGAUACAAGCGACCUACCCUACGCUGGGUCCACAUAUCCAAAAAUUCUACGCUCCUAUCGACAAGGCCUUUGGUCUGCUAACUGAUCUCUUACUCAACUUGGCGUUCAUAUGGAAGGUCCAUCAUGAACUGAUCGCCAACGGUCUGACAAAAUAUCGAUUGUUGUUCAAUCUCAACAUCGCUGCUAUAACACUUUCGCUGUCUAUGGAUAUCGCCCUGCUUGUCGUUGUGCUUGUUCUACCGAAUUCCUUUAUUUACACUUGUGUCCAUCCGAUAGUCUAUAGUGUCAAACUUGCCAUUGAACUGAUGAUGGCAGAUCUGAUAGUCCAGGUCACGCAAGAGCAAUAUCAAAUGCCGGAAAUUUAG